AUGGCCCUCGUUCCAAGCAGGACCCUCGUCUCCGACCAAGGCGCGUUUGCCUUGGGCUUCUUUUCCCCUUCCAACGCAACAGGGAAGAUGUACGUCGGCAUAUGGUUCAACGACAUCCCGCAGCGCAACCGCACCGUCGUGUGGGUCGCCAACCGCGACGAGCCCAUCACAGACGCCUCAUCGGCGAUGCUCGCUGUGGCCGACGACUCCGGCCUCGUCCUGUCCGAAACCGACGGCCGCCGCGAACUCUGGAAGGCGAACACGGCCACGCUGUGGCAGAGCUUUGAGAACCCGAGCGACGCCAUCCUCGCCGGCAUGCCGCUCCGGACGAGCCACAGGACGCGCCCGCCGUCACGGGUUGUCUCCUGGAGGGGCCCCGAAGACCCGUCCAGAGGCGCCUUCUCCGUCGGGGCGGACCCUGACUCUCCACUACAGCUCUUCCUCUGGAACGGGUCCGUGCCGCACUGGCGUGCGGCGGUGUGGCAUCCAACAUGCAACUGCAGGGCGUGA
Messenger RNA from Aegilops tauschii subsp. strangulata, 510 nucleotides. NCBI's taxonomy places the organism in Eukaryota, Viridiplantae, Streptophyta, Magnoliopsida, Poales, Poaceae. The record is from RefSeq and is a predicted model, not a curated record.